GAAAACAAAACAACAAAAUAUCCAAAUAUUUGGAAGUGUAAAGAAGUGUAAUUUAAAUAAAAAUAAUAAUGAGAGUAUUUUCAAUGACAUAAACAUAACUGACAUAAACAUUCAAAUUCCAAAUACUUUAGUGUCAGGAUGUCUCUAACUUUCAACUAAAUAUAAAUAUUGGACCCUAGCUACCCAAUUUGAAUAUUUAAACAUAAUUUAAAUUACUUAAAUAGGUUUGCGAAAACAUAUCCCAUUGUAAUAUUUUUUAACUAAACCAAGCACUUUUAUUUCGAUUAUGUGUUUUAAUCGGUCUAGAAAUUAUAUGUAGAAUUAUAUUCAAAUAAAUUAAUAAGUAUUUACUGUCAGUACUCAAAUACAAGAUUUCAUUCCUAUAAUGUCAGUGAAAAAUAGAAGCUAUCAAUAUGCCGAAAAUCAUAGAAUUAACAGUUGAAAUAGAAAUACAGAGGGUCUCAUGUCCUGGUGUGUGGCUAUGUCAAGAUGGUAGAGUUUCAUUAUCAGUUUAUGCACUUGGCACCAGUUAUCAAACAUGUAUGCUGCCUCCUAUUUUUCCUUUGACGUUCAAAGAUGUGUUCUACUUUCGUAAAAGAUUCCAAGAGACUUGUGCUUUGAACAAUAUUUGUUGUCUGUUGAAGGACGAAACUAUUUAUUGCGAGCUGGUGCAGUGGUCAGAAGACUGUGUGUCCAAUGAAUGCACGAUCCUCGCCCAGUACCUCGGCGCGCUGAAUGAUGUGCUUUUCCCGCCGAACAUGUGCUCUAAUGACGGAGUGGACCUGCUAAUGAGAAGAUCUAAAGAUUUUCCUGGUAUCCUGUCGCCGAAAAUCGAGAUCGCCACGAAAGUUCGCAUAGACGAAGUGUGGAAUCAGUCGUGCCUCGGGCAUUUCAAGCAGACCCCCUGCCAUUGCGAUAACGAUUCCUCCAGACAGAAGACUGUUUGUCACUCCGCCAAAUACCAUAGAAAAAAGUGCGGCACCAGUCCUGGCAAGAGAUCCGCAUCCAGAUCCAGAUCGAGAUCAAGAUCUGGGGGGUCCAGAUCUUGUUGUAGCCUAACUCCUGUCGCAGCAGAACUAAAUAGCACAUGCCGAUGUCCCAAUCCAAUGUCUAAAUCCCGGACGUCAGUGUCGCGCGGGCGGGCCGCUAGGGGCGCGCGGCCUGCCCCCUUCAGCGUGUACAGUGUGGCGCAAGUCACACGCGACCGCGACGUGCGGCGCGAUGAUUGUGACCAAACCGAAAGGACGCACAGCGAAACGGACAACAUAAGCUCGGACAGAAUACAAAAGUUAAUAUUAGAGAGUCGCUAUAUCGACCUCGAGCCCUGCAAGUCAACGCGCAGGGAGACGUUCAGCAAAACGAACGUCGCAGGUAAAUUGACUCCGUGCGUCUGUGAAAUAUGUCGGCGCUAUCACGAGUUGUUUCACUCGGAGGGUAGUUUGAAAAGUUGAUGACUAUGUUCCCGUUUAGAUUCAUCAAAAGAAAUUUGUUGUUGUUGUAAUCAAAAUGUUUUAGGACCACGAAUUUAGAUACACUUUAACGUACUUGUCUUGCCCCAAAUUAUAUAGUAUUAAAAUAUAAAAUGCACUAUAAUCUGUAAUAAUUUACAAAAACAUCUAUAAUAUUUAUUUUAAAUCUAGU
Messenger RNA from Bombyx mandarina (wild silkworm), 1641 nucleotides. Its product is annotated as spermatogenesis-associated protein 6. Gene Ontology annotation, molecular function: myosin light chain binding. Lineage: Eukaryota; Metazoa; Arthropoda; Insecta; Lepidoptera; Bombycidae. Gene Ontology annotation, cellular component: sperm head-tail coupling apparatus. The record is from RefSeq and is a predicted model, not a curated record. Gene Ontology annotation, biological process: spermatogenesis.